UUGCGACCCGCCGCCGGCCGCCUGCCUCGGAUCCACUCCGGUGAUUAGUUCCCGCUCAAAGCCGAUCUUGCUGCAGGGAGGAGCGAGCGGAGGAGGAGUGAAGCGGAGCCGAGCAUCACAGCUCCGCAUUCAAGGAAACACCAACACGGCACUUUUGUAUUUCCACCCUCCACCAUGAUCCAGCCUCCGUGCGCCCAUCGUCUCCGGUGAGAAGCGGCGGAUAGAAGCGGACGCGGGCCCCCGCUGAGGCCGCUUGUCUCUGAGGAGCUGGGGAAUCUCUGGCCGGCCAAAGGAAGGGAGACCCCCCCACCCCCACCCCCACCACCUCCUCCCCAAUUGUUUCCUGCGCCAAGAAGAACUGUAAAGACAUGGUCAUCACCCCGCGGCUGUGAUGAACAGUGAGCAGUGAGAGUGAGGACGUGUCAGACGAUGCUCCUGAUCUGCUGGGCCCAGUGCUGAGGGAGAUCCACAGAGCCAAACUGGUCGGUGCCCACCAUGUCUUACCACCAACACUACCAGCGUGGCCCCCACGGCCGCACCAUGAGCUCUGAGGAUAGGAGCGCCACGCCGGUCAACAAGUCCUGCACGCCAGUUCACAAGAGCGCCUCCUCCUCUUCUUCUUCCCAGCGCGACAGCCGGCAGGAGGCCGACAGCUGGGAAAUCAUCGAAGGGUUGAAAAUCGGUCAGAGCAACGUCCAGAGGCCAGAUAAACACGAGGGUUUCAUGUUGAAGAAGCGGAAAUGGCCCCUGAAAGGCUGGCACAAGCGGUUUUUUGUUCUGGACAAUGGUAUCCUGAAGUACUCAAAAUCCCCCAUUGAUAUCCAGAGAGGCAAACUUCAUGGCAGCAUCGAUGUCGGCCUCUCCGUCAUGUCGAUCAAAAAACGGGCCCGUCGCAUCGACCUGGACACCGAGGAGCAUAUCUAUCACCUGAAGGUCAAAUCUCAAGAAAUCUUUGAUGUCUGGUUUUCCAAGUUGCGUCAUCACAGACUCUACAGACAGAAUGAGAUUGUGCGAUCUCCCCGAGACGCCACCAUUCGAACAUUUCCGCCCCCAGCUGCCAUGGAGUCUCCCCAACCUGCCGCGAGCGUGGUCAAUGAAGCAAAGCAGGCCAAGCCGGGCAGCCUGCCUUGGCAGCCGGUGGCCACCAGCAACAACAGCAAUAGCAACCUGCCUGCCUCCUACAGUAACGGCCAGAGCAAGGUGGUUGCUUGGCUGCAGGAAUCAGAGGAGAUGGACAAGUGUGCAGAGGAGCUCGCUCGAUGCCACUCGAACCUGACCGAGCUGAGCCGGUUACUGCAGAGCCUGGAGAUUCUGCAAAGGACUCAGUCAGCACCCAACUUCACAGAUAUGCAGUCCAAUUGUGUAGAAUUGUCAAAGAAAGAAAAGCGCUUGAACAGAAGAUGGAGAACAAAAAGUGUCGGCAAAGAUGCAAAAUUCCAGCUUCAGGUCCCUCUGUCUACCAGCAUGUCCCCUGUCCGCCUCCACUCAUCCAAUCCCAACCUGUGCGCCGAGCUGGUGGACUUUCAGCCCCCUGUCUCCCGGCUGACAGACAGCGUCGAGUGUGCCAGCGACUACAUUAAACUUCAGGAGGAAUUCUGCACCAUCGCACAGAAAGUCCACUCUCUGUUGAAGUCGGCCUUCAACACUGUGGCCAUAGAGAAAGAGAAGAUCAAACAGAUCCUGUCUGACCAGGAGCAGCCGGAUCAGUCGACGCAGAUCAACUCUCUCAGGAAGUCUCUGUCACAGGCCCUGUCCCAAAACGCAGAGCUUCGAACUCGACUCAGCCGCAUCCACUCUGAAUCUGUCCUGGGUGAACAAGUUGUCAGUGUGAACAUCAUCUCCACGCCUGAUGAGGCCGUGGAACAGAUGGGGAUCCCUCUGACUCAGCAGGCCUCUAAUGAGAGCCGACUCUCCAUGUCAGAGUCAGUCUCUGAGUUCUUUGACGCCCAGGAAGUGCUUCUGUCAGCCAGCUCGUCGGAGAAUGAGGGCUCAGACGAUGAGUCAUAUGUCAGCGAUGUGAGCGAUAACAUUUCCGAGGACAACGCCAGUGUGACUGAUAACGUCUCCAGACAAAUGGCCAACGGAGACUUUGCUGGCAGCGCCUUCCGCAAUGGGCGACGCACCUGCCUGCCGGCGCCGUGUCCCGACACCAGCAACAUCAACCUCUGGAACAUCUUGAGAAACAACAUCGGCAAAGAUCUGUCCAAAGUGUCCAUGCCAGUGGAGCUCAACGAGCCCCUCAAUACCCUGCAGCGCAUGUGUGAAGAGCUGGAGUACAGCGAGCUGCUGGACAAGGCUGCGGAGACCGAGGACCCCUUCGAACGCAUGGUUAUUGUUGCCGCUUUUGCCAUCUCAGGCUACUCAUCCACUUACUAUAGAGCAGGAAGUAAGCCAUUCAACCCUCUACUCGGAGAGACCUAUGAAUGUAUUCGUGAAGACAAGGGCUUCUGUUUUUUCUCGGAACAGGUGAGCCACCACCCUCCCAUCUCCACCUGUCACUGUGAGUCCAAGAACUUCACCUUAUGGCAAGAUGUGAGAUGGAAAAACAAAUUCUGGGGCAAGUCGAUGGAGAUUUUGCCGAUAGGGAGCGUGAACCUCACGAUUCCCAGGUUUGGCGAUCACUACGAGUGGAACAAAGUCACCACCUGCGUACACAACAUCCUAAGCGGACGACGGUGGAUCGAACACUACGGAGAGAUCACCAUCAGAAACACAAAGAGCAGCGCCUGCCUCUGCAAACUCACAUUUGUCAAGGGAAACUACUGGAGUUCUAAUGUGAAUGAGGUUCAAGGAUUUGUGAUGGAUCAAGAAGGGAAAGUGAUUCACAGGCUUUUUGGGAAAUGGCACGAGGGCCUUUACUGCGGCGUCCCGCCUUCUGCCAAAUGCGUCUGGAGGCCAGGCUCCAUGCCCACAGACUAUGAGCUGUACUACGGCUUCACCAGGUUCGCUAUUGAACUGAAUGAGCUUUGCCCCGAGUUAAAGGAUGUUUUGCCGCGUACUGAUGCCAGAUUCAGGCCCGAUCAAAGGCAUCUUGAAGAAGGGAACUUGGAGAUGGCGUCCUCAGAGAAGCAGCGUAUAGAGGACAUGCAGAGAGCCCGGAGGAAGUGGAGCGAUGAGAACGACAUCAAACAGGAGCCGCGCUUCUUCAAGAAAGUGGUUGAUGCCAAUCACAGGGAGAGGUGGGUCUCCAACAACAUGUACUGGGAGCUGCGCAAGAACCCCGGCUUCAUCAACAUGGAAUCCACAGUGAACCUGUGGUAGCAAACGGAUAAUAUGGUCCAUCGUAUCAUCAUCACACACAGGAAGGCUGUUACCUAUGCACAAUAAGGUGUGAAGAGAAACGUGUGAAGGAUAAAACAUCAGUGUGCAUGGAGAGGAGCGGCUGCAGAGCUGAAUGAUGGCCUGCUGACCAGCGGCCCUGUCGGGGGUUCUGUGGCACCGUCCCACGGUCAUCCACCCAUGGAAACAUCCAGUAGGAUCACCUUCAUCGUGCUUCUCCGAGCUGGGUUGUCAGGGCAACAAUCGUAACACUCCUAUGUAGAUCUUUUCCUCAGCUCCUUGGUUGUCUGAGUAUGUCCUUGCCUUAAAACGACACGUCACACGAUUUAGCGCGUUUUAGUUGAAGCCAUUGGAUUUCCGACAAGCCGUUUGGGUUAGACUAGUCUCUGAAGUAGACGUUUUGAUUACCUACAAUACUGUGCAUGUUUAGAGAGCAGCUUUCACUGGCAUAAAGCCGCAUUUACUGUAUCAUCAAUUAUUGUAGAAAAAAAAGAGGUAUUUUUAUAAAAUAUCUUGGACUCAGAAUUUAGUGGAAAAGGACUAUGUGAAUUGGCAGAUUUGAUUUAUUCUUGCCUUUUAAUACUGUUGAAUCUGUGUGAUAGCAGUACUGUCUCUCGGGAAGCAGCUCAUUUACAUUCUGAAACCCCCCCCUUCCCCAACUGGGCCUUGCCUCGCUUCGGUCAUCACUCCUUGCCCUCCCCUGUCCCACGGCCUAAUUAAAAAACACAGUCACAUGAAACCAUCGUAUGGUUACAUAAUUACAUACAUACAUCAGUGUGUCUUCUGAACGUGGUGCAGUAAAUGUUUCAGUGAAAUAACAUAAGACGCUCUUAGAUGUUCAAUCGUCUCAGUACCAAGGACGUAAGAAAAGAUGGUGCUGUAGCCUGUACAUAUUCUAAUCCAUCUGAGACACUCUGUGCUUUUAAGAGAAAUCACAGAGAAACACUCACAUGAAACAUGACUAAUUCUUAUAGUGGAGCUAGAAAGACACUCAGUAGAAUGCAUACUGCGCAUCCACCAACUGUCCCCUUAUAAAAAACACAUUUAAAUUCACUAGAUCCAGAUUUAUGUCUGAUUUGACCUUACAAUGUUCAAGAAAGUAAAUAAGAAUUAUUGAUCCCUGAUCCAGAUCUGCACCAAAAUGUAAAGGAAUCUUCCGUGACUUAUACUGCAUCCUUCCAUCAGGUUUUAGUGGAAAUCCGUUCAGAAUUUUGUGUAACCCUUCAAACUAACAGCCAAACAAACGAAAGCAGGCGUAAACACAACCUCCUUGACGGUAAUUAGGAGGGCGACUGGAGAGUGCAUUCCUCUGCCAAGGCUAAUGCCCUCUCUCUGUAUAUAAAUACAUAUCUCGGUAAUGUUAUUUGCAACUGCGUAAUCCUACCAACGAAUAAACAGUCAAACAAAUGCAGAUGAAAACAUGAUGAAUAUAAAGAAAAAAAGAAAGAAUUUAAAAUUAUUUAUUUGUGAUAAAACAUUGUCCUUAAUAGUGGAAAAUUAAGGUAUGUGCAUUAUUCCUUGAAAAAAUAACAAACAUGUUGAAAAAUGCCCUGUGUUGUGAUGUUGAAAAGAAAACUGAAUCCGAGAUCUGCCCCUUAAUCCACAUCAGAACCAAAAAUAUAAUGUUCUGAAACAAAGAAAAGUAGUAAAUCCUACCAGCAAAUAUUCUAUUUGCAAAAUCGCCUACAUUAUUAUUUAGUUAUCAAAACAAUGAUUGUGAUUGAUUAAUUAAUCGCCUGCAUACAGCAAUGAAACACCAGAGACACCUAGAGGUCAUCUUAUGAAAAUGCAGCUUCAGGAAACUAGGAUAUUUAAACAAACACUCUGUACAGUAUUAAUGAAAAUACUGUACAAGCUUUAAAGCUUUUAACUUAAUGUGUCUGAUUCCCCAGAGACUCGACUGCUAUGAUGAUUCUGCAAAGCACCAGUUACUUAUUUCUGUAUUUAUUGCAAAGCAGAUUAGCUUUAACACUUUUGUGUUAUAGAGUAAGAAAAUAUAACGCAGGGUUUCAGAUUGAAAUCAACCCUGACACCCGCGAGCGGCCACACGUUGUCCACGUGUCCGGGAGCACACGUCCUCGCUCAGGACGGCAGGCUGACGGCGUGAAUAUAUAAAUAUGUAGAGUGAAAACUAUGUGAAGCAACUCCAUCCUGUGUGCACUGUUCACAUGGUACUGUAGAUUACAAAACCAAAAACAUGUUACUGCUUUGCAUCCAUAGACUCUUUUCUUUACGUAUGAAUAUGUGCUUUUAAUUUGAUCCCAGGUCACAAACUCCAAUGCUACGACUCGUCAGUUUCACUCGCUGUGCCUUAACGCAUUUUAUUAAUGCCUCACAAACACACUGCUGAUGAGAAGCCCCCCCCCACACACACACACACACACACACGCCAAGAAGAAGGUACGCCAUUAACAAAUCCGACUCAGCACAUUCUCCAGUCUCCACCUGCCUGCACAUGAUCCAGUAUAUCAAGGAGUUAGCUGUUGAUUCGUUUGGGAGAGGUUAUUGAUGUUGUAGGUGGGAAAAAAAAGGUUUUAUGUGACGCUCGCCGUGUUCACAGAUUGUGUCCCACUGCUCCGCUACUCCAACAUGUAAUCAGUACUGUUUUGGGGCGAUCACUGUAAAUACAGCACAUUUUAAAGGAAGAUGGGCGGUUCCUCCUACAUCAACUGAAUUCUUUUUAAUGAGACUGAAUCUCAGCAGUUGUGAGUGGAGGAGAAGGGCGAUGAUUAGUAGUGUUUGGAAUCAUAGUGUCAGACUGUAGUGAAAAAGAAAAGAAAAAAAAAAAAAGAAAUCAUGAAAUCCUUCCAUGCUUUCUUUGUCCAUUAUUCAACCUGCAUGUCAACACAACUUAGCCUGCCAAUGAAUGUUGCAGAUGCCUUAGAAAAAAGACGUUUUUCUUUUUCAAUUGGACUCUCAUGGGUUUUUUUUGGUUUUGUUUCGGACUGACAUGUAUCACAAUUUUUUUUUCAAUCCUUUAAAUCCUAAUGGGUACCUUCUAAAGUGCAAUUUUAACAAAGUACAUAUCUUUCCAUGAACACCGUACACUGCUGCUACAUAGUGCUUGUUCUAAUAAAACUGUAAAACAAUUGACAAACACGUGGUUUGUAUGUAAAAGAUAUGGUCAUAAAAGUUCAUGUUCAAUAAGGAA
This is a messenger RNA of Hippoglossus stenolepis (Pacific halibut), 6430 nucleotides long. RefSeq names its product oxysterol binding protein-like 6 (gene osbpl6). The record is from RefSeq and is a predicted model, not a curated record. Gene Ontology annotation, cellular component: perinuclear endoplasmic reticulum; cytosol; plasma membrane. Lineage: Eukaryota; Metazoa; Chordata; Actinopteri; Pleuronectiformes; Pleuronectidae. Gene Ontology annotation, molecular function: cholesterol binding. Bases 496 to 3261 code for a protein of 921 amino acids. The transcript is spliced from 23 exons.